AUGGAAACGGUGACUGGAGAACUGACAACAUCCAACCUACAGACAUUCACUGACGAAACAGAAACUGUUACUCUAACUAGUCCUACCUCAUCUUUGCCAUCUACACCUUACACCACAAACACCCAACUUACGACAGUGAAUGCAUCUGUGCCAUCUUCAACAGAUGAAACUACAGCAGAGGGAGUGACGUUGCCAUUGGAAACGGUAACUGGAGAACUGACAACAUCCAACCUACAGACAUUCACUGACGAAACAGAAACUGUUACUCUAACUAGUCCUACCUCAUCUUUGUCAUCAACACCUUACACCACAAACACCCAACUUACGACAGUGAAUGCAUCUGUGCCAUCUUCAACAGUUGAAACUGCAUCAGAAGGAGUGACAUUUCCAUUAGAAACAGUAACCGACGGUUUAUCAACACCGCAAAUGCAGUCAACAGUUGCAAAUGUUAUGCGUACGACAUUCCCUCCAGAUGUCUCCCAACAUACCCAAAGCACCACCAUGUCUUCUUCUCAAAGAAAUUUUGUCGAAACGACAUAUUCUGAACUGCCAGAUAUUUCUGCAGACUUCACAACAGUGGCACAAUCAACACCAAGAACCUCCGCAACCAGUCUGGCCACUUCUCUAAAUACGGAUAAUGAAACUGUUUCAGAAGUGACAGUAGUGACUGAUAUUAUCGCUACACAGACAACAGUUAUUGGUGAAAGGACACCUGGAUUGCAGACGACCACAUCUUCACCUGCUUCGGCUACACCAGAAAUCAUAUUCCCUGAGACCACUAUGACCGUCCGUACCACCCCUGAGGAAAAACCAUCAAGAGCUACCACUUCUUCGACGGAAGACCUCUCCACAGCUGCUGGGAGCACUAACCAAACGACAGCGCCAUCAAAAACUUCACCUACCGUCAAAGCCAUGUACAUUAUCGGGGGCAUCGGUGGUGUUUGUGGGUUAGUCCUCAUCGUUUUGGGCGUGGUCUGGCUAAUCAUCAUCUAUCGUCGAAGACAGUCCUACACAUUCGAUAACGACAUAGAACUCGAACUUAACCCAUCUGACCCCAAUGCCUGUUACAUUCACGACGAGGAUGUCGAUGUCCUCAAUGACUCUGGGGGGAGAGUUGGUCUCAAUCCUCUAAACUCUCCGUUUGCUUUUCAGGAUGCGGCAGGAAUAAGGCCUAUCGAAAGGCUGAUCUGA
Messenger RNA from Strongylocentrotus purpuratus (purple sea urchin), 1191 nucleotides. RefSeq names its product cell wall protein DAN4-like. Lineage: Eukaryota; Metazoa; Echinodermata; Echinoidea; Camarodonta; Strongylocentrotidae. The record is from RefSeq and is a predicted model, not a curated record. The coding region runs from base 1 to 1191 and encodes 396 amino acids. The transcript has 2 exons.